Seminavis robusta is the source of this 732-nucleotide messenger RNA. NCBI's taxonomy places the organism in Eukaryota, Bacillariophyta, Bacillariophyceae, Naviculales, Naviculaceae. The record is from the annotation of a GenBank genome assembly.
AUGAACUCACCAUCCGCAGACAUAACCAAGAAAACAACAACAACAGCAGGCGAUCGACAAGCUCGGGGGGAAUUUGUCAUUUGGAUUGCUAGCAACACAUCAUCAACAACAACAAAAAACAACAUCAACACACGCGAAGAGAGAGAAAGUCAAGAGAAACGCAGAGGCAACGGACCACACACGGAGGCAGGCAGGAGGAAAGCAGAGGCAAAGGCAGCGAAGGAAGAGAAGGAAGAAAGACGUCGCGAGCGGAAUCGAAAAAAGCGAAAAGCCUACCGAAGCAGACAAAGGGAGAAGACGUGGGGCCCCGGCAGCAGCAAGAGGACCCAAUGGACGAAGGCGGAGAGUGGGUCGAAGAAGAAGAAAGAUAGUGAAAAUGGGAACAAAAAGGCGAAGAAGGAUCCAAAUCCAACGCACAAGACCAAGAAGUGGAAGAAACCGAAGAACCAAGAGGAAUGGGAAGCGUCUGUGGCCGUAGCUUUGGACAAGCAGAGCUACGCGACCAUGGAGUCGCUCUUUAUGCUAGUGCUGCGGUGGGCCGUGGCUCGUUGUGGAGUGGAGCCGCGUCGCGAACUUACGAAACAGUUUCGGCUGCUCUCGAUCCGAUUCCACCCCGACAAGCAUCCCGAUUGCAACCAGGCGAAGUACAAGAUGGCUUUCCAAGCCCUCAAUGAAGCACACGCACGCGCGAAAGCGGCGUUGCUGGACCAAUUCGGAGGUAAUGCAGAAUGA